UGUCGUUCACGGUUUGCUGAAUGUUCGCUUCGGGAGCUUCGCGGCGUUGUUUUCUUUUAAUCGUUUUCCUUUUAUGUGCUAUCAUGUCACGUAGUGGUGUUCAAGGAGGAGCGAAUCUAUGCUCCGUAGAUUUUGAGGUUUUUGGAAAUGUUCAGGGUGUCUGCUUCAGAAUGUACACUGAAGACCAGGCCAAGAAACUGGGUGUGAGUGGCUGGGUGAAGAACACCAGGCAGGGCACAGUUGUGGGUCAAGUCCAGGGACCCACUGAUAAAGUGAGAGAAAUGAAGGUGUGGCUCAGCAAGGUUGGGAGCCCUAGCUCACGUAUUGAUCGUGCUGUCUUCUCCAAUGAGCGGGACAUCCCCAAGCUGGAGAUGAGAGGCUUUGGCACACGUUACUGAGAAUCAUACACAAUGCAACUGCAUGCAUUAGUAGCUGAAAAGGUGAAGAAUAUAGCAUGACUUCUGAUUAAGACAGAUUUGACUUUUGCAAUUUCAGAGGCACAACAUUCACACAACAGUAUGGAUCUUAUACAAAAAAGAUACAAUUAUUUCUUAGGAAAAUCUGACUUUUCUUCAUUCUAACAUUUAUAGAAAAAUUAACUUAAAACUAUUUUACUGUAAAUAUAUUGUAAAUUCAAAAUACAAUAAAUAAGGUAUUAAUCUUAAAUCCUUCAACGUCUAUACAGACUGACAUAUUGAUAUUUUGCUGUCUUUGCUCGUCUAUGUUUUGUGUUUUCAUUCUAUUCUAGUAUUGGCUAGAAUGGGGAAAUGUCACUGGCUGUUCAGAGAUUUUAGAAAAUGUGCCACAAUAUUCAUAGAAAUAAGUAAAAUUUGUUGUAUAUGAAUUUGUUUACUGUAACUAAUAAAGGUGCAUUUUUACACACA
This is a messenger RNA of Scleropages formosus (Asian bonytongue), 884 nucleotides long. RefSeq names its product acylphosphatase-2-like. NCBI's taxonomy places the organism in Eukaryota, Metazoa, Chordata, Actinopteri, Osteoglossiformes, Osteoglossidae. The transcript has 4 exons. The record is from RefSeq and is a predicted model, not a curated record. The coding region runs from base 21 to 398 and encodes 125 amino acids. Gene Ontology annotation, molecular function: acylphosphatase activity.